UGCGGUAGAUAUCGCUACCAAUAAUCCUGAUAAAACUAAUAUUUAAAUAUAAAAAACAUCAAAUUAAUAUUGCCAAUGAGUUCUUGUUCAUUUUGCGUGGUGUUAUCAAAACGAAGCACCAUGCAAUUCAUCACCAUCAUACUCCUGGCGUCGGCCGCCAUCAUCUCGGCCGACUUCCCUCUUCCACCGGAAUUUGAUGAACCGGAGUUCUUCAGUACUUCUGACCCAGAUUCCUACCGGCUCCCCGAAGAUCUGGACCCCAUAAAUUAUGUUGUGGAGGUUACCCCUUACUUCACUGCUACAGAUACCAAGGAGGCGUUCACUUUUGAUGGUAUUGUUACCAUCACUCUUAGGACACUCAAAGCUGACCUGAACGCGCUCAUCAUUCAAGAGAACGUACGUGCAAUCAAUUCUGUAGCUCUAACCACCGAAGCCGGUAUCCCUGUUCCUCUUCAUGCCACUAAUCCAUUCGAACGCAUAAGUGCCUACCAUUUCUUGAAAGUCAACCUACCUGCUGGGGCUACUUUAGAAAAUGGAGCAAUUUAUAAGCUGACUGUCGAUUAUGUCGGUAACAUUAAUGAGACACCAUUAUCCCGAGGUGUAUUUAGGGGGAGCCAUAAGGACGCAAAUGGUAAUAUACGCUGGUACGCAGCUACUCAUUUGCAACCAACAAAUUCGAGACAAGCAUUUCCCAGCUUCGAUGAGCCUGGUUUCAAGUCUACCUUCGACAUCAUCAUCAACAGACCAGUAACCUUUGCUCCGUCCUUCUCCAACAUGAGAAUCAGAUCAAGCACUUUGGUCAAUAACCGCAUUAGGGAGGUAUUCGAUACUACUCCCCGGAUGUCAGCCUACUUGGUAACCUUCCACAUCAGUGAAGACUUCACCGUCAUCGCCGACAACAAUAACGACGCGAGAUCUUACAGAAUCUUAGCCCGACCCACCGCUGCCGGCCAAGGACAAUACGCUCUAGAAGUCGGACCUCUAGUGACUAAUUGGCUCGGCGAGUAUUUAGGUAUUGACUACUACAACAUGGAGGAGAACACUGAUAUGAAGAACGAUCAAAUAGCUUCUCCUUAUUGGGCUUCAGGAACCACUGAAAACUGGGGAUUGGUAACAUACAGGGAACUGCGUCUGUUAUACCAAGAAGGUGAGACCAAUGCUUUGGACAAGAUGUACAUCGGUACUAUUACUGCUCAUGAGCUCGCUCACAAGUGGUUCGGAAACCUCAUCACCUGCAGAUGGUGGGAUAACGUCUGGAUCAAUGAAGGCUUCGCUAGCUACUUCGAAUAUUUCGCCAUGGAUGGAGUAGACAAAUCUAUGGAAUUAGAAGAUCAGUUCAACAUUAUGUACGUUCAAAGCGCACUCUCUGCUGAUGCCACGCUUUCGACAAGGGCCCUUCAACACACAGUGAACAGCCCAACCGAAGUCACAGGACACUUCAGUGGUAUCAGCUACUCUAAGGGAGCUUCUUUGCUCCUCAUGUUGAAGCAUUUCCUUACGGAAAAUACUUUCAAAAAGGCUUUGAACAUAUUCUUGGAAGCCAGGAAAUUCGAACACGCUUUCCCAGCAGACCUCUACAGUGCUUUUGCUACAGCAGUUCAGCAAGAUGGUGUACCAUCAAACACCUUCGAUAUUGCAUCAUUCAUGAAAUACUGGGUAGAGGAACCAGGAUAUCCAGUCCUUGAAGUUUCUGUCAAUUCAGCAGCUGGUCGCAUUGAGCUAUCUCAGAAACGUUUCUUAGUCAGCGCCACUGCCACGCCUACCGACCAAGUUUGGCCGCUGCCCCUUACUUACACAACUGAGAGCAACCCUGACUGGCAGAAUUUGUUACCUAGUAAAGUGAUGACUGCAAAGACUGACUUCAUUGAAAGGACUGUAGGUGCAAAUGAAUGGGUCAUCUUCAACGUUCAACAGAAAGGUAUCUACCGUGUGAACUAUGACACUCGCAACUGGGAGUUGCUUGCAGCCGCCCUGAGCAGAGACCACACGGCUAUCCAUCAUUUGAACAGAGCUCAGAUCGUUGACGACGUUUUCGCUCUGAUGAGAUCUGGACAAAUAACGUAUCGUCUCGGAUUCAAAGUUCUGGACUUCUUGAAGAAGGACACCAGCUACUACUCGUGGUAUCCGGCUAUUACUGGUUUUAACUGGCUGAGGAACCGUUUCCUUCAUCUCCCUACGACUUUGGCUGCUUUUGACGAAAUUCUCUACGGCUUCUUAGAUGCUGUGAUAACUGAUCUUGGAUAUGAUGUAGUUGCAAAUGAACCUCUAACGAGAACACUCAAUAGAUUCUUCACACUGUCAUUCGCUUGCAACAUUGGACACAAAGGUUGUGUCGAUAAUGCUGUACAAAAGUUCGUGGCUUUGAAGGAUAACAGUGUCGCUGUCAACCCUAACCUGAGGCGCCACGUGUUCUGCGAAGGUCUCCGUGCCGGCGGUCUCGACGAGUGGCAGUUCCUAUACAAUCGUCGUCAAGCCUCCAACAACCAGGGAGAUGAAGUUGCUAUGCUCAGAUCCUUAGGGUGCACCAGCAACACUGCCGCUGGACAGGCGUACUUGAAAAUGAUUUUGGAAGACGAUGACGUAAAAGCCCAGGACCGAGUGAAUGCAUUCUCGUUUUUCUACAUGGGACAUCGUGACAACGCCAAGGCUGGUCUGCAAUUCCUUAAAGACAACGUUGAUGCUAUCAGAAAAGCUGUCGUCCUUCCAGCGUGGUUUAACAACGUUCUCACAACCACCGCCAGCUAUUUAGACGAAGCUGGUCUGAAGGAUAUGGAAGAAUGGCUGUUAGCUAACCAAAACGCUGUCCCCGAAUUCGCUGUGGGCAUCAACGCCAUAACCUCAGCUAGAAAUAACAUGCAGUGGGGUUCAGACAAUGCAGCUACCAUUAUAGCUGCAGCCAAUGAUGAAGAUCCCCCAGAAGAUGGUGGUUCAGGAGAAGAAGUAGACCCAACACCUGCGCCGACUACAACUACAACAGAAGCGCCAACUACAACUACAACAGAAGCGCCAACUACAACUACAACAGAAGCACCAACUACGACUACAACAGCUGAACCAACAACAGAAGGGUCUGGCGAAGAAUCAACAACACCUGAUGGAUCAUCAACUACAGCAGCGCCGGAGUCAGGUGAAAGUGAAGAAGAUGAAUCAAGUUCAGCAGCAAUCUUCCUGCCAACCACCGUGCUGCUGUCGUGGACAGUACUCGCAAUGUUGUUAUAAAAUAAUUAUUUAAGUUUCACUGAUUUAUAUUAAAGUUAUGAUUAGUUAUUUGUA
Helicoverpa zea (corn earworm) is the source of this 3273-nucleotide messenger RNA. RefSeq names its product membrane alanyl aminopeptidase-like. Lineage: Eukaryota; Metazoa; Arthropoda; Insecta; Lepidoptera; Noctuidae. Bases 76 to 3219 code for a protein of 1047 amino acids. The record is from RefSeq and is a predicted model, not a curated record. Gene Ontology annotation, cellular component: cytoplasm. Gene Ontology annotation, molecular function: zinc ion binding; peptide binding; metalloaminopeptidase activity. Gene Ontology annotation, biological process: peptide catabolic process; proteolysis. The transcript is spliced from 16 exons.